AUGACUCUCAGUAAGAAGUCGGACGGCUCAAAGGUGAAGGAAAUUGCAGCAGCCACUGGUGAUUAUCAAUUCCGAGGUCUGGAUGCUGGUGACUACUGUAUCACCGAGUCCCCCGCUGCUACAGACUAUGCCCCCACCUACAACGCUGGUGACAACAAGUUCGCAGUCUACACAUACAAGUUUUGUCUGACAGUGGCUGCCAAUGAUAAUAUUAAUGAUGCUCAUCUCGGCAUGAAUAAGGUCUUCAAGGCAUAUCUCUCUGCAUUCGAUGACAGCAAAGUCCAGAAUGGUCUCCUUGCCUACAGCCUCCAAACUCUCCACUGCAACGCAUCUUUCAGCUAUACCGAUGGUGGUCCCAAAGUUUAUACCUUCGAAUUACUGUCAGAUUUGAUGUACUUCUACAUUCCAGCCAACAAGGCGGUCUGCUACUACAUCACAUCCACCGGUUAUGAACCACUUUGCAAGGUUCAGAAUGACAACACCUUUGACAGUACUGGCAAGGAAUGCCUGACCAUUGACAAGGAUAGCACCUAUCAUCGUGCUGCAAUGGUAAAGGGAAUGAAGAUCAGUGGAUUGGUUUGGGAUGACACGACUGCAUUCGAUGGCAAGCUGGACAAGACCAAGCCCUUCGGUCCACUCAAGAUGACACUCAGAAAGGCAAAUGGUACCCUAUCAGAUGGUCCUACAAACAACGUUCCAACCUACAACACUGGAGACAACAAGUUUGGAGUCUACACAUCCAAGUACUGCCCCCCUACAUUAGUAACCACUUCGUUCACUGAUGCUCAUCUUGGUAUGAACAAAGUGUUCAAGUCAUUCCUUAAUGCUUUCGACGACAGCACGUCAAAGAACGGAUUGAUGUCUGAGAAGGUUGCAGACAUCACUGCCUACCAUGCGGACUUUAGCUAUACCCCUGGCGGUCCCAAGGUUUGGCCAUUUGACACCACUCAGAACAGCAUGAUAUACUUCUGGAUUCCAGCAAACAAGAAUAUCUGUUUCUACAUUACAGUUCCUGGCUUCACCCCUCUUGGCAAGGUACAGAAUGACAACUCCUUUGACAGUGAGGGCAAGUACUGCAGUGUGAUAACCACAGAUCAAGCCAGACAUAAUGCUGCAUUCAUCAAGAAUUAA
Messenger RNA from Acytostelium subglobosum LB1, 1131 nucleotides. RefSeq lists its product as hypothetical. Bases 1 to 1131 code for a protein of 376 amino acids. NCBI's taxonomy places the organism in Eukaryota, Evosea, Eumycetozoa, Acytosteliales, Acytosteliaceae. The transcript is spliced from 4 exons. The record is from RefSeq and is a predicted model, not a curated record.